Solanum tuberosum (potato) is the source of this 964-nucleotide messenger RNA. RefSeq lists its product as uncharacterized. Bases 94 to 804 code for a protein of 236 amino acids. The record is from RefSeq and is a predicted model, not a curated record. NCBI's taxonomy places the organism in Eukaryota, Viridiplantae, Streptophyta, Magnoliopsida, Solanales, Solanaceae. The transcript has 4 exons. Gene Ontology annotation, molecular function: protein binding.
AAAAAGCGAAAAUGAAAGGGGGGGGAAAGGGGCAUAUAUCGAGGGUAUGUUGUUGCUUGUUCCUUGUUUGAUUAGCUAUCAAUCAAACAGGUCAUGUCAAAUAACCAUCUCCCUCUCUCUUCUGCUUUUGCCAAGCUUCCAGAUCAUCUCCUUAUUGAAAUUUUCAUUCGCCUCCCUAUCUCUGACUGGGGAACUCUCUCUUGUGUUAACAAGCAAUGGGCUCAUCUCUUUCGCCAAGACUUGCUCUGGAAUGCUGCUCUUCUCACCACUUUUCCUCUCGCUGCUCCUCCCCACCUUAACAGAAACACAUGGCCAGGCCCUAUUCCUCAAGGCUUGACCAAAAGGAGAUAUACUGCAUUGUAUGUCAGCAAACACAUCUUUUCACUUGGUGAAAAUUUGGAUGACGAGAUUGUUGGUCACGUUUAUUUAUUUCUCAAAGAGCAGCUUGAAAUUUCAAAAAUGCCCCCUUUGUCUGGAGUACUUCAUGGAACCAUCAUAGAUCAGUUUAUUGCCUGUGAUAAGUCGAGGGACAUGGCUCAUGAGCUUGCUUCAAUAAUCUGGCUGGCUGUGGUUGACAAUUUGGAGGAGAAUGAACAAACAUUUAAUUUGCUAAAGCGUCUUGCAUCAGAAGGGGAUGUGAUCUUACCUUUCCCAUAUUCAAGGUCUUAUAAAGUCCAAUGGAGAGUGUUUGAAAGGCUUUUCACAGACUUCCGCGACUGCUUGAAUCAUGUGGAGUACUGUGAUCUAUUGGCAUGUGCCAAGCAAAAGUUUCAACAAGUACCAUCUGCUUGGUUGGGCUACUAGCAUAGAAUUACAAAUGUAAACAAGUUCAAGUGUGUGUUUUCCUCCUUUUUAUAAGAAUAAUGUAAUUUUGCAAGACAUAUAAAAAGGAACAUGACGGACAAGGUUAUGAAUUGUAAAGACUAAUGUUUGAAAUGAAUGUCCUUAGUUUCAACCUCUCAAA